Periophthalmus magnuspinnatus is the source of this 2488-nucleotide messenger RNA. Its product is annotated as hexokinase HKDC1-like. Gene Ontology annotation, cellular component: mitochondrion; cytosol. Gene Ontology annotation, molecular function: fructokinase activity; mannokinase activity; D-glucose binding. The record is from RefSeq and is a predicted model, not a curated record. Lineage: Eukaryota; Metazoa; Chordata; Actinopteri; Gobiiformes; Gobiidae. Gene Ontology annotation, biological process: intracellular glucose homeostasis; glucose 6-phosphate metabolic process; glycolytic process.
UUUGUUUUUUUCUUUUAUGCAUUAUACCACCAUGUUGGCUGCGCAUUUAAUUGCCUUUUACCUUUCCAAACCUCAGGAGAGCCCCAUAAGUAAGGUGGAUGGGUUUCUUCGGGCUAUGUGUCUGCGAGAAGAUCAAUUACAGAUUAUCUCAGUACUGUUUGAGGCUGAAAUGAAAAAAGGGCUUUCAUCAAAAAGCAGAGCUGUAGCUGCAGUGAAGAUGCUCCCAACGCAUGUGUGUGCCUCUCCCAAUAGAUCAGAGAAUGGACAGUUUUUGGCCUUGGAUUUAGGUGAAUCAUAUUUUAAAGUGCAACAGAUUAAAAUUAGAGAUGCAGUCGACUGUAGACAUAAAGAGGUGAAAAUACAAGAGAAAAUAGUUCCAAUUUCAAAACAGCUUCUAAAUGGCAGAGCAGAUGAGUUAUUUAACUUUGUUUCAAGAUCCUUAAAACAAUUUAUGUAUGAGAAAAACAUAAGUUUUGUGAGGAAACAUCCUCUGGCCUUCACAUUCUCUUUUCCUUGCGAACAACCCACCUUAAACGAGGGAUUCUUAGUAAACUGGACUAAAAAUGUCAGGACUCCAGGCCUUCAAGGAAAAGAUGUUGCUCUUGCUCUGAAAGCUGCAAUAGAAAGAACAGGGACAAUUGUUGCACUGGUGAAUGAUUCUGUUGCAACUAUGAUGACAUGUAGAUUUGAUGAUCCCCAGUGUGAUGUUGGACUCAUAAUUGGAUCAGGCACAAAUGCAUCUUAUGAGGAGCUGCGUCACAUUGAUUUAGUGGAAGGAGACGAGGGCCGGAUGUGCAUUAACACUGAGUGGGGAGCAUUUGGAGAUGAUGGAGUUUUGGACAACUAUAUAACUGAUUUUGACAGAGAGAUUGAUGCAGCAUCCACCAAUCCUGGAAAACAAAGCUUUGAAAAGAUGGUUAAGUUAUACCUGGGGGAGCUGGUGAGACUGGCUGUAUUAAAAAAUGGCCAACAGGGACUUCUGUUUCAAGGAUCUGUGUCAAAUGCUCUGAAAACCAAAGGGCAGAUCACCACAACACAUGUAGCUGCCAUAGAGGAGUACAAAGAGGGCUUCAAAACACUAGAGAAUAUCCUCAUGGGCCUGGGCUUAACACCCUCUGAUGAAGAUUGCAUAGCUGUUCAGCAUGUCAGCACUAUAGUAACCAACAGGUCCUCCAGUCUAGUGGCUGCAUGUCUGGUGGCUAUCUUGGUUCGGAUCAAACAAAACAGAAGAUCGACUCACAUUACUGUAGGUGUGGAUGGUGAACUGUACAGAAGGCAUCCACAAUACUCCAAACGUCUCCAGGGGGCAGUACAGAGGUUGAUGCCUGAGUUAUGUGUCAAGUUUGUGACCUCUCCUUGUGGCACUGGCACAGGGGCUGCUCUGAUCACAGUGGGAGCUGAGCAAGCUGCAUGGAAAAGGCAACAGGUUGAUGAAACGGUUCGUCUAUUUAAACUAAGCCAAGAGCAGCUUUUAUUGGUAAAGUCCAACAUGAGGGCGGUGCUUGAAUCUGAAAUGAAUAUGUUUGCCCUCAUUUGUUUAUCAUUUAUCAAAUGGUACAGGGGCACUGUGUUGAACUGGUCCAGAUGUGUUAAGGCCACGGACUGUGAGAGGCAGGACGUUGUCACCAUGCUGAGAGAGGCCAUAGACAGACACGGUACUUUUGACUUGGACAUAGUGGCAGUUGUGAAUGACACUGUGGGGACCAUGAUAUCCUGUGCUUAUGAUGAUCCUCAGUGUGAAGUUGGACUGAUUGUUGGAACUGGGGUCAAUAUUUGUUACAUGGAGGAGUUGAAGAACAUUAAAAAUGCAUUUAGAAAGGAAGUCUUCACAGAAAAUAAAGAGAGUGAUAUAAGGUGUGCAGAAGAAACAGGAGAGGCAAGUAAGCAGAGGAUGUGUAUAAACACAGAGUGUGGACGACUUGGGGAAAAUGGCUCCCUUAAUGACAUUAUAACACCUUAUGACAUUCAGGUGGAUUUAGACUCACUACACCCUGGAAAACAAACGCUCUUAUUGUGUUUCAGAUUUGAGAAGUUGACCGGCGGGUUAUACUUGGGGGGUGUUCGUCAGGUUCUGCUGGAUUUGACAAGGAUGGGUCUUCUCUUCAAAGGUCAUGAGAAUAUUGCUUUGCAAACACCUGGGUUGUUCCACAUUAGCUGUCUGUCGCAAAAUAGAGAGUGUUGUGCCCCUAGUGGCCGUGUUGGAUUGUUACAGGUCAGGUCUAUUCUCCAGCAGCUGGGAAUCGAAAGCAGUUGUGAUGACAGUGUUCUUUUUAAAGAGGUGUGUUGUGCUGUGACAGAUCGCGCAGCUCAGCUCUGUGGAGCGGCGCUCGCUGCUGUAGUUGAUAAGAUGAGAGAGAAUCGAACAAGGGACAGUUUAAACAUUACUGUGGCAGCACAUGGAGAACUUUACAAAAUACAUCCUCAAUUCUCUAGAAUCCUCAAAGAGACAGUGAAAAGGCUCGCUCCUCAGUGCGCAGUGACCUUAUGA